This is a messenger RNA of Paramecium pentaurelia, 871 nucleotides long. The record is from the annotation of a GenBank genome assembly. NCBI's taxonomy places the organism in Eukaryota, Ciliophora, Oligohymenophorea, Peniculida, Parameciidae.
AAUGAAAGUGAUUCAAAAUCCAACUCAGUAUUUCUUCGAAUAAUCUAAUAAUCCAUCUGAUGAAUAUUUAGAUAAGAUUAAUGUGUUUAUUGGAAAAUUGACUAAUCAAAAAUAAUGUCUUUUAUGCAAACAGGACUACAAUAUCAAAGAUAGAUUACCAAGAAUACUUAUUCAUUGCGGACAUACCAUAUGUACAUAAUGUUUAGGAAAUUUCUAUAGGUUAUUAUAAUUAAAUUAAUGAGUUUUAGAAAUAGAAGAGUAAGAUGUCCACUUUGUUUGAAAUUAGUAAAACAUCUUGAUUCAAUUGAAAGAUUACCUGUAUCAAAAUUUAAUUGAUAAUCUAGAUAAAUCACACUAUUUUUACAAAGAUGGCUGAAGAAAUUAAUAAAAAGAGCAGGUUACAUGGAGGAACUGAUAUAAUAGAUCCAUAAUAAUAUUUGUUUACCUAAUUUCAACAAUCAGCAGUCUAAGCAUAGAAAAUAAGACAAUAACAAUAAAAUUAAUAUCCUUAAAUUGACCCUGAUUCAGGAUUAGAAUUUUGUGAAUUUCAUAAUGACAGAGUGAAACAUUUCUUUUGCAUGAAACAUAAAGUUACUUGUUGCAGAGUAUGUUCUGACAUGAUUCAUUAAAAGAAGGUAAUUCACAAUCUAAUCUGAAAGGAUUGUAUUGUCGUUGAUCUUUAUGAAAUUGAGGAUGUUCCAGCAUUCUUAAAUGAAGCCUACAAAUUGAAUCAAGAAAAUAAUUGUUAAAAUUAAAAUAUUGAAUUCUUACCAGGUAUAAAAAUUUUUUAAAUAGAUGAUGACAAUAAUUUUAAUGAUUAUGAUUUAGAUGGAGAAUUAACUCAAAAUGAAAGUCUAAAAAGCUUAUGAUU